Chara braunii is the source of this 3701-nucleotide messenger RNA. NCBI's taxonomy places the organism in Eukaryota, Viridiplantae, Streptophyta, Charophyceae, Charales, Characeae. The record is from the annotation of a GenBank genome assembly.
GUGGGAAGAGGAGGAAGCCGCCCGCCAGCAGGAAAUUCAACGCCAGCUGGCAGAGGCAGAGGCAGCACGUCAGUAGGCCGCAGCAGAAGCUGCAGCAGCCGCAUGGUUGCAACAGCAGCAGGUUGAGGCAAGUCAAAACCAAGCUCAUUACCAAGCCACGAUGGACCUUGCUCGCGACGAAGCCACGUACGGCAGGCUACGUCGACGACAGCAUUUCCAAGAAACCGAAGAACAAGAAGAGUCAACCGAGGAAGAAAGGGACAAGGAAGGGACAACAGUUCUGAUGGAGAAUCUGUUGUACACGUGCAAUUGGCAGCAACGUGAACUGCUGGCCAUGCGGCAAGUCUUCAUCCGCCAUGAAACUACGUUCAAGGCAUUGGACAAGAAGAUCCUUACCGUGCAGGCCGAGAUCAGCACACUACAUGCCGCCAAUAGCCAGCAACAGACACUCAAUAACCAGUUGCAGACCGAUGCCAGCAUGGGGUUGGCACAACUAUCAGCAACUGCGUCAACGGGUAGUGCAGUGGUAGACUGCAGCCCAGCUUUGGCCGCACAGGCCAAGCAACUCGAAGAGAGGAUCAACCAUAUGGUCGCAUCCCUCGGCGACAUCAACAAGUUUGCUGGAGCAUCGACAGUUAGCAAUCAGCUGCAGACGCUCAGCGACCGCGUUGAGCAACAACCGGUCGCUGCCGCCAAGGAAUGGAAGAUGCCGAACUUCAAGAUCGAGAAGUUCGAUGACUAUCACAAGACUGAUCCGCUGCAAUGGUGGAUGGCGUUCAACGCGGAGGCGGAUGUACAUCACACACCCGCACAUCGGCGGCUUGACGCACUCUACCUCCAACUCAUCGGAGGGGCGCAGGCUUUCAUGACACACAUGGCCGUCACGUUGGAAUGCACCAUCGCCAACCUCCACACGAAGAUUACGUGGGAGGAAUUCGAGAAGAAAUGGAAGACCCGGUUCAUGGUCAACAAUGACAAACGGCACGCCAUGAACAAGAUCUUCCACAUAUACCAAGGCCAGCAGACGUCACGGGAGUGGCUGAUGGAGUGGCAAAGACUCGUUGCCACCCCGGAGUUGAACUUACCAUUCGAUGCAAUCCGGGCCGAAUUCUUCGCCCGGUCAUGCGACGCCUUGACUGCUGCUUUGGGCACUGAGUUUCAGUAUGAGACCUUUGAUGAUCUGAUCUCAAAGGCAAGAGAACUAAUCCAAGCAUGCGAGGCCGUGUCUUUCGACAUAUUGGACACCAAGUUCGAUAUGAUCCUAGGCAUAUCGUGGUUGCAAAGCGAAGACCAUCCGGUGAACUUCCGUCGACGCACCGUUCACGUUCGUGAUCGGCGUGGCGAACUAGUCCCGUGUACGGUGCCGCUUCCUCAUCCUUCGAUUGGUUGUCACGUAGUAUCCACGGCGAGCAUUCACCAAUCCAUUCGGCGGAACGACAUUGAGGAGAUGGGCAUAUGUUUUCUUCACGCCCUCCCACCCGGUGAUCAACCCAAGAUGGAUACGUCGGACCCACGCAUCAUUGAGCUUUUGGACAGCUAUGAGGAUGUCUUCCAAGCUCCCGCCGGAGUCAUACCGGAUCGUCCCAUACGCCACGGGAUCACUCUCGAGGACGGCGUCGUAGCUCCGCGCGGAUGUAUCUACCGCAUGAGCGAAGAGGAACUUCAAGUGCUUCGGGCACAACUAGACGACCUCUUAGCCAAGGGCUGGAUUCGCCCUAGCUGUUCGCCAUACGGUGCUCCUGUUCUCUUCGUCCGGAAGAAGAACAAGGACCUUCGUUUGUGCAUCGACUAUCGGAAACUUAAUGAGCAAACGAUCAAGAACGUCGCCCCUCUCCCUCGGAUCGAUGAUCUUCUCGAGCGACCAGGCGGCGCCAAGUAUUUCUCAAAGCUUGACCUCAAAUCCGGAUACCACCAGAUCAAGAUCCAGCCAAGAGAUCGGUACAAAACCGCGUUCAAGACGCGGUAUGGGCACUUUGAGUGGAUCGUCAUGCCUUUCGGUCUCACCAAUGCCCCGGCUACUUUCCAAGCGGCUAUGACGACGAAAUUCCGCGACUUGCUCGACCGCACCGUACUCAUUUACCUUGAUGAUAUCUUGGUUUAUAGCCGGACGCUGGACGAGCACCUUCGCGCCGUAUUGGAGCGGCUCCGUAUCGCCAAGUACAAGGCGAACCGCGACAAGUGCGAGUUUGCCCAGCAAGAGCUGGGGUACUUAGGCCAUUACGUUACGCUGCAAGGCGUUCGUCCGCUCACGGACAAGGUACAAGCCAUUCAAGAUUGGCCGGACCUCAAGUGUACCACCGACAUCCGCUCCUUUCUCGACUUGGCAUCAUACUACAUGCGCUUCGUCAAGGAUUUCAACGUAUCGCUGCACCAUUACUUAUCAUCGGAUCACCCGCCGACAAGCAACUAUCGCAUUGUCGACGGCUACUUGCUUCUUCAUACACGAGGCGAGGACUUGUUGUGUGUUCCCCAAAACCGCAUCUUGCGCACUCGCCUCCUUGGUGAAUACCACGAUUCGCGGCUGGCAGGACACCUUGGCGUCGCACGCACACUAGCACGACUCCGCCAGCGAUUUCAGUGGUCGGACAUCAUCAGCGAUAUCAACCGGUACAUUCAGUCAUGUGCAGUUUGCCACCGGAACAAAGGGCGCCAUCAGCUCCCGUACGGCGAACUGAAACCAUUGUCGAUUCCUCGGGAACCGCGUCUCUCCAUCGCUAUGGAUGUGACCGGCCAUUUCCCUCGCGAUCGCCUUGGCCAUGACGGUAUUCUCACGAUCGUUGACCGUUUGAGCAAGUACACUCGAUUUCUUCCAUGCAAGUAUCAUGCGACGGCUCCUGAGCUCGCACGACUUUUGCAUACCGGCUGGUUUUGCAGCCAUGGCGUUCCGGAAGACAUCGUCAGCGACCGCGACACUCGUUUCAUGUUGGCCUUUUGGGCGGCACUCAUGGUGGAAUCCGGCACCAGCAUGAAACCGAGUUCCGCACGGCAUCCUCAAAUGGAUGGGCAAACGGAACGUGCGCACCAGACUGCGCAGAUGAUGCUCCGCACACUCAUCCGCCCGGACCAGAAGGACUGGGUCGACCGACUUCCCGACAUCGAGUUUGCCUACAACACUUCGGUGCACCCGGGAAUCGGCGUGACUCCAUUCGAGUUGCACCAUGGUGGACGGAAAGGACGUAUCUUCGUAGACAUUUUGCUUCCAUGGGCUGCCUAUAUCAACGCCGCUUGCUCCCCCUCUUCUACACGGAAGUACAGGGAACUGUUGGCCAAAGCCCGCGCAAACAUGCAAAAGGCUCAGGUCCGUAUGCAGCAGCAAGCGAACCGGCGUCGCAUCCCAUGUCCAAUUCGCGCUGGCGACCUAGUUUGGGUCACCUCCGAGGAAUUCGCGCUCAAGCAGGACGUCUCGCGCAAGCUCCUCCCUAAGUGGUUUGGACCAUGGAUGGUCACUUCAGCAGUUGGCGACGACCCCUCGGGUCCAUCUUUCAUCAUUGAGAUUCCCCCGCAUUUGACGGUGCACCCGAUAUUUCACUCUUCAAAGCUGGCGGUCUACACUCCAGCCUCCGCAAUGGACUUCCUGAGCAGACGGUCACAGGACCCUCCUUCAAUGGAUGGUCAUUAGGAGGUCGACCGCGUUCUCACGCAUCGCAAGCAUGGCAACAAGCCUAUGCAGUACAAAGUUACAUUUAAGCAAUGCGAUCCGA